Daktulosphaira vitifoliae (grape phylloxera) is the source of this 1697-nucleotide messenger RNA. Its product is annotated as adhesion G protein-coupled receptor E2-like. Gene Ontology annotation, molecular function: G protein-coupled receptor activity. The coding region runs from base 141 to 1175 and encodes 344 amino acids. NCBI's taxonomy places the organism in Eukaryota, Metazoa, Arthropoda, Insecta, Hemiptera, Phylloxeridae. The transcript has 4 exons. Gene Ontology annotation, biological process: cell surface receptor signaling pathway; G protein-coupled receptor signaling pathway. Gene Ontology annotation, cellular component: membrane. The record is from RefSeq and is a predicted model, not a curated record.
GGCCGUGACUACGACGUACUUUUUACACCGGUGACCAUGUUCAGUCGGUUAAUAUGGCAAGCCCUAAUAAUAUAAUACUACAAUUCGUAUAAUAAAAAACAUCAAUUUGUUUUGUGUUUCUUUUGUGAACAUAACCUAAAAUGGAAAGUAUAUACCCGAGACGAAUUCCUAUGCUGGGAAAUCUCACUGGAACAGGAUGGACAGUAGCCAGUCAAGAGAGUAUAUUAUCUCUUAUCGUCGUCCUAGGCAGCAGUGUAUCUUUAGUUGGUCUCAUAUUUGCUUUCAUUACAUACAGCCUGUUUUCUGACUUGAGAACGAUGUCAGGCACAGCUUUGAUGUACAUGUUGGCUAAUAUGUUCUUGACUCAACUUUUUUACGUAGUUGGUGUUGGUGGUGUUCAGGAAGAUAACCUUUGCUUGUGCUUAGCUUUUGGGAUUCACUAUCUUCGUUUAGCCAUCAUCAGUUGGCUGUGUGUAAUGACGUAUGAUAUGUUAAUCACUUUCCGAAACAAUGUAAAUCUUAAUCCGCGACCAGAGCCAGUGAACGUGCUUAUUUCCAGAUUCGUACAAUACAGUCUGUUUGCUUGGGGCAUGCCAUCCUUAUCUGUAAUAAUAGCUAGUAUUAUGAGAGUUAUGGCUAGUCAUCAAGUAGUAGACAACCUAAAUCCAUAUAACUGUUGGUUCUUUGAAAAAACUAUAUACAAUGUAACAUUUGUAGGACCAGCGCUAUGUUGUUUCCUCAUUAUAAUGGUAACAUUGAUCCGUAGUUGGCUUACUAUCAGAGCCACUGUUGGCUUACAAGUAAAUAAAAAAUCACGAUUAAAGAUGCAUAAAAAACGUAUGUUGCAAUUACAUUUAUAUGUCAAAAUUGCCACUUUGCUAUUUGCUAUCAAUGUAUUUGGAAGUGCGGCAAGGAAUAAAUCACCCGACACUGAUUCAAUCGCUUGGAUAGCUUACAACGUUGGACAUUCGUUGCAAGGUAUUCUAGUCGCUUUGGCUGUCACAUGCAACUGUCAAGUGCUCAAAAUAUACACUAAGUCAUUUGCUAAAAAACGGUGGCGUCGAUGGACAAGAAAUGGCAGUGAAGUUGCUUUAUUCGACAAACGAGAUAACGAUAUUAGUGACACUACUUAUCUACAAAAUCUAACUUGGGAACCGGUCCCAUUACCCGUUUAAAAUAAAUUCAAAGUAAAUGUUUUGAGAUUUUUACAUAAAAUGACGAAUUGUGGAUAGGAAAUGAUUGGUACAGCCUUUCAAAAAUGGAUUUUACGAUAAAUGUGAAAAACUAUGUGUUUAAAGGAACAAAAUUAUUAUAGAUCUUUAUUAAUACUAAUAUAAGCACUGGUGGAAUAAAGGGGUGGGGGGUUUAGAUCCCUUAAAAUAAAUAAAGUUAUAUGUAUUGUUAUAUAAAAACAUACUUUAAGGCGGGGGAAAAUAUAUCAUUAGCCCCCAAUUUUUUAUCUACCUCCGCCUAUGAAACAAAUAAUAAUUGAUUUAGUAAUGUAACAAUCACAUUAUUAGUACAAAAACUUGUACUUGAAAUAAAUAUGUAUCUAGGUAUUUGUAAAAAUUAAUUCUAUGAAAAGUUUUGUACUUGUUUCUAUUGUAUAUAUAAGUUAUAAAAAAAGUUCUUUAUUUUGAAAAAUAACUAACUUCAACUUACUAAAUUUAAUACCUUUAAGUCGAUAAUAAAAAGUU